GAUACCACUUGAGAAAGACGGUGGCAUCCUCAAAAGGGUUGAUAUUUAUUUACAAUCUACAGCAUGGAAGGUAUUGUUGUGAGAAGGGUCAUUCCCUCGGAUAACAGUUGCCUCUUUAAUGCAGUUGGAUAUGUGAUGGAUCGUGAUCAAACGAAAGCAGCUGAGCUGAGACAGGUUAUAGCUGCAACAGUAGCAAGUGAUCCGCAGAAAUAUUCUGAAGCAUUUCUUGGGAAGCCGAAUGCAGAGUACUGUAACUGGAUUCUUGACACACAGAAAUGGGGAGGUGCGAUUGAACUUUCAAUAUUGGCGGAUUAUUAUGGACGCCAGAUUGCUGCAUAUGAUAUCCAAACAUCAAGAUGUGACUUGUAUGGUCAGGAAAAGGGUUAUUCAGAAAGGGUGAUGCUUAUUUAUGAUGGUCUCCACUAUGAUGCUUUAGCUGUGUCGCCCUUUGAGGGUGCUCCCGAGGACUUCGAUCAGACGAUAUUUACCGUACAGAAAGACAGAAGCAUUGGACCUGUUGAGAGACUUGCUCUUAAUUUUGUUAAGGACCAACAGAGGAAGAGGAGAUUCACCGACACCGCCAACUUCACCUUGCGCUGUGGUGUAUGUCAAAUCGGAGUUGUUGGUCAGAAGGAAGCUGUGGAGCAUGCACAAGCAACCGGUCAUGUUAACUUCCAGGAGUGUAGCUGAUGAUCUAAGAAGAAGAAACU
Arachis stenosperma is the source of this 710-nucleotide messenger RNA. Its product is annotated as OVARIAN TUMOR DOMAIN-containing deubiquitinating enzyme 2-like. Gene Ontology annotation, biological process: protein deubiquitination; endoplasmic reticulum unfolded protein response. Bases 64 to 690 code for a protein of 208 amino acids. Gene Ontology annotation, molecular function: cysteine-type deubiquitinase activity. The record is from RefSeq and is a predicted model, not a curated record. Lineage: Eukaryota; Viridiplantae; Streptophyta; Magnoliopsida; Fabales; Fabaceae. Gene Ontology annotation, cellular component: nucleus; cytosol. The transcript has a single exon.